Messenger RNA from Drosophila grimshawi, 1066 nucleotides. It is a transcript of the gene Tsen2, whose product is annotated as tRNA-splicing endonuclease subunit Sen2-1. Gene Ontology annotation, molecular function: nucleic acid binding; tRNA-intron lyase activity. The transcript has 2 exons. Gene Ontology annotation, cellular component: tRNA-intron endonuclease complex. Gene Ontology annotation, biological process: tRNA splicing, via endonucleolytic cleavage and ligation; tRNA-type intron splice site recognition and cleavage. The coding region runs from base 317 to 1051 and encodes 244 amino acids. NCBI's taxonomy places the organism in Eukaryota, Metazoa, Arthropoda, Insecta, Diptera, Drosophilidae. The record is from RefSeq and is a predicted model, not a curated record.
UUCUGCGGCGAGCAACGAAAUCAUAACAAUAACUUUGCUUACAUUUAACAUUUACGAGUGCUAAAUAAUACUAAUGGCCGACAAUAGUUGACAUAAAUUAAUAAGUAUCUAAAAUUUAAAAUUAUACGUCAAGUUAUCCAUCAAAUCGAAAAAAGUAUUCUCUUUAAAGUGUAUCUAUUAAAUAAAUAGUUUUAAAAUGUAAAUUUAUAAACAUUUUAUGUACCACAAAAUUGUAAAUAAAAACUUAAAACAUAAACGUGUCAUUCGAUUAUAAACAUUCAACUCACCGCCAGACAUACACAUCUAACUUAUUUUAAUGGAAUUUGUGCCGCAUUUUAAACGCAAACGGAGCAAUUCCAAAGACAAAAUAAAAAUUGCGCCAUUUCCACUUUGCGCUGAAGGACAACGAGGAUACCAAGGUGUCUUCACUGGACUCUGUGUGGAGGUGGUGGACACCGAGCAGGCAAGGAUUCGAACACUUCACGACAAUGGCUGCUAUGGCAAGGGAAGUUGCUCGCGAGGAGGACCUGUUUCUGGGGAGGCAGAUGAGACUCUGCUCCUUGGACUGGAAGAGGCUUGCUUAUUGACCUUCUUCCUGGAAGUAUUGGAAAUUAGAGACGUGUUGGGCAAUGUGAUGGACUGGAAUUCGUACAUGCAAGCAGCGCUGGAAUAUGACAAGGAUUUUCCUUAUAAACUAGCUGCUUAUUUAUAUCUCAAGUCCAAAAAUUGGAUCAUCAAAAGCGGUAUUAAAUUCGGUGGGGAUUUUCUUAUCUACAAGCACGGCCCCCGAGAAUUUCAUGCCAGUUUCUUGGUGUUGGUUCAAACGCCAGCUGAAAAUAUUCACUCCCAUUAUGCGGCCAAGAAUUUGAAGGGAGUUCAACGCGUCGCGGAGACCUCUGAUAAGGAUGUGCUCGUGCUUAGUGUGAACCAAUUCCCAGACUUUGAGCCAAAGCUGGCCACACCGACAACCCUGCAAUCCCUGACAAUUCAAGAAACUGUUAUACGUCGAUUUAACUACUCGGCUUUUGUGCAAACAAAACAAACAAAAUAAUAUGCUUAAACUAAA